Molecule: messenger RNA, 3946 nt
Organism: Pezoporus occidentalis (night parrot)
Lineage: Eukaryota; Metazoa; Chordata; Aves; Psittaciformes; Psittacidae
Gene: NOCT
Product: nocturnin
Exons: 3
Coding region: 99-1400 (433 amino acids)
Biological process (GO): circadian rhythm
Molecular function (GO): poly(A)-specific ribonuclease activity
Source: RefSeq, a predicted model, not a curated record
CGUCUCUAUAAGCGCCGCCGCGGGGCGGGUGCGGAGCUGCUGCUCGACUCGUCCCGUCCGGUCCCGCUCCGCUCCGCCCCGCCCACCCCGUCGGGAGCAUGUACCAGGGCCCUGCGCGCUGCCUGUGCUCGGCGCUGCCCGCCCUUUCCUGCGCACCCGUCGCGGCUGCCUCGGUCACCCUCCUGCCGCCGCGGCCCCGCGCCCCCCCGCCGCCCCUCGGCCCCGCCGCCCCGCGGGCAGCAGCCGCAGUAGCAGCGGCGGGAGGCCCGUCCGCCCCGGGGGCGCCUCCCCGCACAGUGUGUUCCAUGGGAAACAGCACCAGCCAGCUCUACAGCGCACUCACCAAGACGUUGAGCAGCAGCGCUGUGUCCCAGCACCAGGACUGCCUGGAGCAGCCGGACUCUGCACGGCUGGAUCCUAUAGACCCCAAGGACCUGCUGCAGGAAUGUCAGAUGGUUCUGCAGAAACGGCCACCCCGCUUUCAGAGGAACUUUGUGGACCUGAAGAACGCUGCCAGUAACCACCGCCCCAUUCGGGUCAUGCAGUGGAACAUCCUUGCACAAGCUCUGGGUGAAGGCAAAGACAACUUUGUGCAGUGCCCCAUGGAAGCUCUGAAAUGGGAGGAGAGGAAGUGCCUCAUCCUGGAGGAAAUCCUUGCGUACAAACCGGACAUCUUGUGCCUGCAAGAAGUUGACCACUACUUUGACACCUUUGAACCACUCCUCAGCCGACUGGGCUACCAGUGUACUUUCUUCCCGAAGCCAUGGUCGCCGUGCCUGGAUGUGGAGCAGAACAACGGGCCGGAUGGCUGUGCCUUGUUCUUUGUCAAAGACCGCUUUGAGCUCAUCAACAGCGCUAACAUCCGGCUAACCGCCAUGAAGCUGAAAACCAACCAAGUGGCCAUAGCUCAGACACUGAAGUGCAACGAAACUGGAAGACUGUUCUGCAUUGCCGUCACUCACCUCAAAGCCCGUACGGGCUGGGAGAGGUUUCGGUCUGCGCAGGGCUGUGAUCUUCUCCAGAACCUGAAGAGCAUCACCCAAGGUGCAAAGAUCCCUCUGAUCAUCUGUGGAGACUUCAAUGCGGAGCCAACUGAGGAGGUCUACAAAGAGUUUUCCAACUCCAGCCUCAACCUAAACAGCGCGUACAAGCUGCUGAGCCCUGAUGGGCAGUCGGAGCCCCCUUACACCACCUGGAAGAUCCGGCCAUCGGGGGAGUGCCGGCACACGCUGGAUUAUAUCUGGUAUUCCCAGCAUGCCUUGAUUGUGAACUCAGCCCUGGGCUUGCUGACUGAAGAGCAAAUAGGACCCAAUAGGCUGCCAUCAUUCAAUUACCCUUCUGAUCACCUAUCUCUGGUGUGUGACUUUAGUUUUAAUCAAGACCCCGACAGACUGCUGUAAUGUGUUGGAAUGCCACCUGGUAUUGCAGUGUCUUAACUCACCACUGGUUUAUUUUAGAGAAGACUUUUGAAGCUGGAAGCUAUUGAAGAAUGAUGAAAUACUGUUGACAAAAAAUUAUUUCAGGCACUUGUUUGGAGUCACAUCUGCCUUUCAGUGCUUGUGAAUCCGGAUCCUCCAAGGGAGGAAGAAAGGAGUCUGUGUUCUCAUUGUGGUGUUCUUGCCAUGUCAGGGUUUGAAAACUAGAAGGCAAAUGAGCUUUACCCUUUCACUAACCCUGUGUUUAAGGAUUUAAUCCUCUAAUGAAUGCGGAGGCCUUAGUAUUUAAAUCAAAACACUUGUGUUUGUAAAACAACUUGCCCUGACAGCAUGCUGAUUUUAUUUAUUUCAUGUUUAGCUUGUGCAAGUACCAAAGGGAACUAGGCUUGACUACUCAGUGAGAUUCUCUUAAAUCUUUUUUUGGUCCAAUUAAUGCGGUUUACACAUGAACAAAUCCAAGCUCACACUAGUGUUGUCCUCAUUUUUACAUGACUUGAGAUGAUGAUUUCAUUACAAGUGAAUGGAUAAUAGCACAGUGUGAGGAAAGCCCCCUCCAGAAAGAGCAGGUGAAGAAAUAAGCAGCUAAAUGUGUCACAUAGUAGUAUCCUAUGAAUGUGCAUGUGUCCACUGCACACAUCCAGCCUGUAGGUAUGUAUACACAGUGACCCUGACCUCUGUCCCUUCUGUGCUUCCCUCCAGAGGAUGCAUCUAACCAGGGAGUAUUUCCUCCUCUGCUUCAAAUACAACUUUUCUAAGUGGUUCAAUCUUACUGUUUCAGUGAAGGGCCAGUCUUUGUGUCGAAAGACUUUCUUUUAUUUAUCUUCAGAAUCUAAAGCUACACUGGAACCUGUUAGAAGAUAAAGUUUAUUUAUAGAGAAGUGUGUGAUCCUGCAUCUGACUUGAAAUCAUACAGCAACAGUGCUCGGGAGCCUCUUUCCGUGGCCCAGGGGAACUCUAGCUAAGCACCUAGGCUACAUUAGAGCUGUGUUAGUGUAAUAACUCUUGUGCAUGGAGUGGUGCUUAUUAGCAUGACAUUGGUAUUGCACAUGUGGGUUGUAAAUAUGCCACUAUGCUGGAAAAUGAUGUAGGGAGAGAGGAUGAGAAAGAGACAACUGUUGGAGCUGACUACAUGUAGAUAGUUGAGAAAGAUGAGGCAGAACAAAUAAAGCUGUACUUCCAUGUCAAGUAAGGCCCGUAGUAACUCUUAAAUGUUCCAGGUGUUUAUUAAUAAAAGCCUUUGGCAAAAAAAGUCAUGUCUCUGCUGUAAUUUUCAUUUCCCUGUCAUAAGCAUGUGACUGCUCAAGCUUCAAGUUAGUGGCCAUGCUACCCAUGGUCCUUUUCCCCUGCCCCUGCAGUCCUAAUCUUACAAGUUGGUACAGCUGUUGUUUCCAUGGCAAGUGCUCUUUCUCAGAGUUGAAAUUCCUGGGUUCCACAGAGCACUUGUAGGAAGGGAGUUACCUUUAGCCAUGUUAAGCUGCUCUCUGUCCUAGAUAAAGAUGAAGCCUAGACUCUGUUACUGUAAACACUACUCUUUCCAGCAGUUGUGUGGAGCAUACAACCUGGCCAGUACUGCAAAGCAGGGUGCAGGUAUUCCUCCCUGAGGGCUGAUAAGCAUGCCUAGCAAAGCUGGCUCUUCACAACAGGCAGCUGCAUUUGUCACUUUCUUUUAAAACAUCAUUUGAAGAGCAAGAAAUGACACAGAUAUGUGCUUUACACAGCCUGUGAACUACUGUACCAGUGUUGCUGGUAAGUCAAAUAGAGAAUCUGGCAACUAGAAGUCCCAAAUUCCCAUACAAAUGCAUUCCCUUUCAGGCAAAAAAAUGAAGUGCUGUGUUGCACAGCCAUAACACUGCAUGUGUUCCUGACUCUUGCAGGAUGGUGGCUAUAUGUUUCAAAGCAGAGGAUCUGAGGCCUCUCUUACCAGCCUGGAAUGCAGGACUCCUCGAGUGAGUGUGGGUUUAAAAUUUCCUGGACAGAAAGGAUUUUAUAGCUAAGGAGCCUGUCUUGCCUGGUGAAUACUACGAGGCAGAAGGGGUGGCUCCUUUGGGGGAGAUUCUGAACCAGAGAUGGAACACUCCAAAUGCAGAUUUUUAAGCAUCCCUGCCAUAGACAUUACAUACUGGCUAGACUGAGACUGCUUCCUUCUCACAGUGCUGGCUGCCCUCAGCUGCAGUCUGAGGGGGUGAGAUGCAGUGCUGCUUCUCCCUUGCAGUUAUCUUCUCUUAGGAUCUUCCCUCAAAUGGUCUUGCAAAGAGGAGAAAUACAAUUGCCCAUUAACAAAGGUAUCUAGCCAUCUGUAGCUAAAGUCAUCUAAGAACAACACCCCAGUGUGGACCUAUAAGAUAGUACCUUUAACAAGUCAAAUCCUUGCUCAUCCACCACAGUCACACCAGAAGCUGGAGUUUCCAUUCAGAUCCUUUUGGCAGUUUCUAGAAGCAACUACAUGUGAGGUAGAAAGCUGUGACUUGAGAGCAAGGGUGAUAUUGUACUCAGAUCUGUAUUUGGGGGGG